This is a messenger RNA of Trichobilharzia regenti, 3648 nucleotides long. The record is from the annotation of a GenBank genome assembly. NCBI's taxonomy places the organism in Eukaryota, Metazoa, Platyhelminthes, Trematoda, Strigeidida, Schistosomatidae.
GCGGUACGUUCGAAAUUGGUGACAUUUUUGCACGUGUUUGCUCUGAAAUUUAUUUACUGCUUAUUGUCAUAUAAUUCUUGAAAUUAUGGUCCAAAUCUCUAAAAAACGUGUUCGUAGAAACACAAUUGUUUUAGAUAGUGGCUUAAAUUCGGUUAUAACUGCAUUACCGCCUGGUAAUACAGUAUCAACUACUAGCUCUCAAAAUGGUUUGAGUGCAGAUCUCACUCCUGUGAUACAGGUGAAAGAUGUUCUGUUAGAGAACUCUGAGUUCUGUAAACUAAACCUCCUUUUGAAAGAUAUGCAGAGGCAAGUAAGUGAAAUUCAGAAAAAAUUAGAUCAGUUUGAUAGUAUGUCACUGCCAAUCUCAAAUACCACGGAGAGCCGGUCUGAUAUUGGCCAGGUUAAGUGUUUACUGGAUGUAACUCAAAAUAAGCUUUUGAAUUUAGACCCAAUAGCCUGUCUUUUAGAAAGGCAUCCUAAAAUAUCUCCAGACAACCUAAAUAAAGCUGAAAAUCUGAUUGACUGCUUGGCUACGGAGGUGAUGAAGCGUAUAACCUCUUCUCACCAAGCUAUAGUUUACAACGUCCCAGAUUCUCUGCCCCUGAAAACUGUAAGACACAAAAUCCUGAUUUGUUGCGGCAUGGCUAGUGUUCCAUGUGAAUGCAAACGACUUCGUAAAAAGUCUAACCAGGCUAAUUGCCCAAUCAUUUUUAAAUUCAGUAAUUCCCUUGAUGCUAGUAAGUUUACUAAAUGUCAGGAUCACUUAAGACUGAAUAGCAGUUAUAAGUCUAUAACCGUAGCUCAGGAUAAAACACCGUGUCAGCGCAGAAUAAUGCGUAGUAAUAACCUGGUCACCUCCUCUAGCUUUGAUUUACCAAAUAAGGAUCGUGCACAGCAACAGACACCUAGUGCUGAAACUAGCAUUCAGCAAACUACACAACAACCACACCUGCCAAUGGAACUAGGAACUGAUUUAGAUACCAGUACCCCUGUAAAUAAAGCCUCAUCGAAAGAUGUUAAAAUGACUAGAACUUCUGCAAGUUGUUCUAAGAAAUUUCCCCCCAAACGUAGUAACCUCACCACGAUGAACAAAUUUCGCAGGGUUGAGACUAAUGAUGGGGAAGAAUACUUUGUAUUCAAUAAGCCUGCUGAGAGUAAGAAUGCCAACAAACCAUCACUUGUUACGAAAAACUCCUCUCGAAACAUAAGUAUAUCUGGAGGUGUUCCGCAUGCUCCACCUUAUAGAAAGUCAGGCUCCAAGACUCCUAAAGUCUUGCAGCCAAAGCACCUUCCUUCACAAUUCCCUUUAAGUUAUAAAAACAACCCGAAGGUGUAUACCGGUAUGACGAAUAGCAGUUGGAUGGGUAGACCUUCUGAUGCUAUGCCUUUUAACCGUCAACCUAGGCCCAACCUGUACUACCCUUAUAUCCAGGAACACAUGGUAAAUUUUCCAGGUGUCCCGAAUCACUGGUACGACCCAUGGCACCUAGGACCACCUCAUUGCACUCCAACCCGAUGUACAGACACCCAGUCCGACCUCCUUUUCAUUCAUAAAUUCUUGCGGUGCUGACGCACAAAUAGAUUUAGGUUAUGGUGACAUUUUAAGCCAGUUUGUAGUAUCCCGUGACUUAUUCACGAUAUUGCUAAUUAAUGCACGUUCCUUAAUCAAUAAGAUAUCUGAACUAAGGACAUUAUUAUUAGUCGCCAAGCCUACUGUAGCUCUGAUUACUGAAUCAUGGUGCUCAUCCUCUGUACUUGAUGUGCAUAUAGGUAUCGAUGAUUACACUGUACACCGUGCAAACAGAGAUUGCAAGCGUGGUGGAGGAUGUCUCAUAUAUAUACAUAGCUCAUUUGUAGUCAGUAAGGUGGAAGAUGAAACAAUGAAUAAUGUACCUGACUCACUCUGGGUUGUCUUACAUGGAGAUAAGUACAAACUUCUCAUAGGCUGUGUUUAUCGAGCACCAAGCUCAACAAAAGAAACUGAUGCGUUAUUAGCUAAAUCGUUUGCACACGCAUCCUCGUUUAGUGCUAAUUACAAAAUAAUUGCAGGGGACUUCAAUCUUCCAGAAGUCAAUUGGCUAACUAGUUCCGGCCCCCAACGCUUCGACGAAUUACUUGCCACUAUAGACUGUUAUGGAUGGCAACAACACGUCCAGACACCUACUCGUGGUGACAACAUGUUGGACCUUGUUUUUUGUCAUGACACAAUCCCAGUAUCCACGUAUGUUGGUAAUCGAUUUUCCAGUAGUGACCAUAGAAUGGUACUCUGCUCUCUGCCUUUCUCACCACUAAAUACAGGAAACAAACAAGACUCAGGAAGCACAAUAUGUCGUAGUUACAAAUAUACAGACUGGGGAUUAGUCCAAGAACUUAUUCGACUCUGUCAAUGGGAUGACUAUUUUACCACUGACUCCCUGGAGGCCUUAGUAACCCUGUUUUACAGGAAUGUUACCCUUUGUCUAGAUACAGUUGCUCCAAAGAAAAUAGUGAAAUUAAGUAGACACCGAACUGAAUAUAUUCCAAGGGCACACCGUAAUAAGUUAAGGAAACUGAAGAAACAGUACUAUUCCACUAAGGACAUAUCACUAUUGCUCUCAAUCCACGAGUCUCUUGAAUCUCUCAAGCGCCUACGCUCUCAAAAGGACCUCGACGAAGAGUUAACGGCACUUGAAAGUACCUCCAAAGUUUAUAACUUAACGGCACUUCUUAAAAAACGAAUGCAGUCGGCGAGGGAAAUCCCAUACUUACUUCACGACAAAGUAAUCUACAAUGAACCUGCCACUAUCUGUGAACUCUUCAGUGAUUGGUUUGCAAACUUUAGUUUAGAAACACAUAUGCCUGGUGAAACCGCUCCCCUUACUAUCUCUUCCCUUGAAAGCAUUGUGUUCACUAAUCAGUUAAUAGUACAAGCAAUUAAAAGCCUUAAACCUUCCACUAGUACGGGACCGGAUGGCCUCGCUUCGAUAAUUUUCAAAAACAGUGGGUGUGAUAUACCCUUGUUACUUCUUAAAUUCUUCUCAAUAUCUAUGGACACUGGCACUUACCCUAGUGAGUGGAAAACUAGCUUCAUAAUUCCACAUUACAAAUCUGGUGAUAGGGCAAACGUCCGCAAUUACAGACCCAUAAAUAUAACCCCAGUUAUCUCACGAAUCAUGGAGAAAGUUGUAAAAGAUCAAUUGUCAGACUACCUAAUUAGGGAAGAUCUUGUUACAAGGUCUCAACACGGAUUUCUCAAAAAUAGAUCCUGCGUUACUUGCCACUUCGACUUUUUCAACUGCAUCACUAGUAGUCGCGAAGCACGUAAGCUAGUCGUUGUUCUCUACUUCGAUAUAUCUAGGGCAUUUGACAUGGUAUCUCACAGUAUUCUCUUUGAGAAGCUGUACUCUUGUGGAAUUCGCAACCCAUUACUGAACUGGUUAAAAUCAUUUCUAAGCAACAGGGUACAAAUAACCAAAGUUGGAUCUGUAUUGUCUCAUCCUAGGCAGAUCUCAAGUGGGGUCGUGCAAGGUAGUGUCCUAGGUCCACUUUUAUUCACAGUCUACAUUAACAGCAUUUGCAAGUGCUUCACCUUAGGCAAACCAUUCCUAUAUGCUGACGACCUCAAAGUCGUCUACUCCUGCUACACUCAUGAAUUAAGCGAUAUGGUUA